AUGGUGUCGACAUCUGCAGUUGUGCCAUCUUGUCCUCGGACAGAAGGUGAGAUUUUGCCAAGGAGAUUCUUCUUGAAUGAACUGAAAAGAGCGACAUGGAACUUUCAUCCUGAUACUAUGGUGGGAGAAGGUGGUUUUGGUUCUGUUUUUAAGGGAUGGGUUGAUGACACAUCGACAGCUUCCAACCAUGGUAAUGGCAUGUUGAUUACUGUGAAGAGGAUUAACAAAGAAGGUCUCCUGGGUCACCAGCAAUGGUUGACAGAAAUUUACUACCUAGGAAGGCUGCGUCAUCCAAGUCUUGUGAAAUUGUUGGGUUAUUGCUUUGAGGAUAAUCAUCGGCUUCUGGUGUUUGAAUUUCUAUCUCGUGGCGGCUUGGAUAAUCAUCUCUUGGGAAGGGAUUCUUGCCUUCAACCACUUUCAUGGAUCCUGCGUAUGAAGAUUUCCCUUAUGGCUGCUAAUGUACUAGCAUUUCUUCACAAUGGUGAGGAAACAGUGAUCCAUCGGGACAUUACAAGUUCUAAUAUCUUGCUGGAUUCAAAUUACAAUGCCAAACUCGGCGACUUUGGUUUGGCAAAGGAUGGAACCGCAGGUGAUAAAAGCCAUGUCUCGGCAGCAGUGAUGGGGACACAUGUGCAUGCUGCUCCUGAGUAUGUUGCUACAGGUUUUUUAACUGCCAAAUGUGAUGUAUAUGGAUUUGGAGUUGUGAUGCUUGAAAUGCUGUGUGGAAGACGAAGUCUGGACCAAAGCCUGCCAACUGCACAACAGAAUUUAGUUGACUGGGCCAAACCUUACCUUUCCAGAAAACGAGGAAUUCUCAAAGUUUUUGAUCCCCUUUUAAAAGACCAGUACUCUGUGGCUGGAGCUGUUAAAGCUGCCAAUCUCGUAAAACAAUGCUUAUCAGAAGAACCUGAGUUGAGGCCAAACAUGAAUGAGGUGGUAAAAGCACUGGAGCAGCUUCAGGAAGCAGAAUACAUGAAGAAUCCGAGGAUCCCUCACAAUGAACCUCGCCAAAGUCAUCGGGCCAAUUCAAGCAAUCGCAGGAGAAGCACUAGUUGGAUCAGCUUCAUGUCAUCUACUUCCCCCAGCUGUAAAUAA
Fragaria vesca subsp. vesca is the source of this 1095-nucleotide messenger RNA. RefSeq names its product protein kinase APK1B, chloroplastic-like. Lineage: Eukaryota; Viridiplantae; Streptophyta; Magnoliopsida; Rosales; Rosaceae. The record is from RefSeq and is a predicted model, not a curated record. Gene Ontology annotation, biological process: protein phosphorylation. The transcript is spliced from 4 exons. Gene Ontology annotation, molecular function: ATP binding; protein kinase activity. Bases 1 to 1095 code for a protein of 364 amino acids.